GGCCCGCCGGAAGUGGCGCAGCGCAGGGAGGGGCUCUUCACCCGGACCGGCAGCUGAAGCUCGGCGCUCGGGUUACCCCUGCAGCGACGCCCCCUGGUCCCACAGAUACCACUGCUGCUCCCUCCCCUUCACUCUUCGGCCGCGCAAUGGGCACCCGCGACGACGAGUACGACUACCUCUUUAAAGUUGUCCUUAUUGGAGAUUCUGGUGUUGGAAAGAGUAAUCUCCUGUCUCGAUUUACUCGAAAUGAGUUUAAUUUGGAAAGCAAGAGCACUAUUGGAGUAGAGUUUGCAACAAGAAGCAUCCAGGUUGAUGGGAAAACAAUAAAGGCACAGAUAUGGGACACAGCAGGCCAAGAACGAUACCGAGCUAUAACAUCAGCAUACUAUCGUGGAGCUGUAGGUGCCUUAUUGGUUUAUGACAUUGCUAAACAUCUCACAUAUGAGAAUGUAGAGCGAUGGCUGAAAGAACUGAGAGAUCAUGCUGAUAGUAACAUUGUUAUCAUGCUUGUGGGCAAUAAGAGUGAUUUACGUCAUCUCAGGGCAGUUCCUACAGAUGAAGCAAGAGCUUUUGCAGAAAAGAAUGGUUUGUCAUUCAUUGAGACAUCUGCUCUAGAUUCUACAAAUGUAGAAGCUGCUUUUCAGACAAUUCUAACAGAGAUAUAUCGUAUUGUUUCUCAGAAGCAGAUGUCAGACAGACGUGAAAAUGACAUGUCUCCAAGCAACAAUGUGGUUCCUAUUCAUGUUCCACCAACCACUGAAAACAAGCCAAAGGUGCAGUGCUGUCAGAACAUCUAAAGCAUUUCUCUUCUCCCCUAGAAGGCUGUGUAUAGUCCAUUUCCCAGGUCUGAGAUUUAAAUAUAUUUGUAAUUUUUGUGUCACUUUUGUGUUUUAUUACUUCCUCUUAUUAAUUUUUCCAUGUCUUAAAUCUUUUGAUUUUAGCUUUAUAAAAUCAUCCACUUGUCCCGAAUGACUGCAGCUUUUUUUCAUGCUAUGGCUUCACUAGCCUUAGUUUAAUAAACUGAAUGUUUGGAUUCCUCAAUUAUUGUUUACUUUUCAUCAUGGAAGCCUGUCACUGUAGGACAUAAUAAAACUUGAUCACUUGAAGCUCAGACCUAUUGGUCUUGAUCAAAUCAAACUAAGAAGACCUUAGAGAUAAGCUAUCAUUUUGCCACAGAGCAGCUUAUACGUAUUCUUCUCUCAGUGCAGUGUAUAUUUCCACAAAUCUAAAAAUUGCCCUAUAAAUAUAGCAGGAUUUUGAAAGCUUGAAUUUUUCAUUAUCCUGAAAGUCAAUUUCUAAAAUGCCUUAAUAGGUUUAUGUAGUUUAGUAAAUUUUGUUUUUUAAUUUUUGUAAGUAUCAAAGUUGAUUAGAGAAGGGGGCACUUUUUUCCGGAAAAGAAUUAUCUUAAUAAACAUUGUUAUGUUAGUGGUAUAAUUAUGGGGCCAUAAGUUAAACAGUCCUGCCUGGAAAGCUAGGAACUGGAGAGAUUGGUGGAAUUCCAUUUGAGAUGCCUCUGUUGCAACAAUCAGAAAGCUCAAAUCAGGCUCUGCGCCUGUAGCUCAAGCCGCUAAGGCGCCAGCCACGUACACCUGAACUGGCGGGUUCAAAUCCAGCCCGGGCCCGCCAAACGAUGACGGCUGCAACCAAAAAAUAGCCGGGCAUUGUGGCGGGCACCUCUAGUCCCAGCUACUUGGAAGGCAGAGGCAGGAGACUCGCUUGAGUCCAGAGUUGGAGGUUGCUGUGAGCUGUGAUGCCAUAAUACUCUACCUGUUACCCCAGGGCAACAGCUUGAGGCUCUGUCUCAAAAAAAAAAAAGAAAGCUCAAAUCAUUUAAGUGAUCUAAUUUCCCAGCAGUAGACUUACGUGGCAUUUUAUUGCUUAGGCAAUAACUGGUUUAAUGCUGGGUAGUAUCAAAUUUUGAAGUAUUAAUUUUGUCUUAAAAGCCUUUAGUAAGUGAAAUGCAACCUACUUUAUCACCAUAUCCACCAGCAGACAUGAAUAAUUAUUUUAACAAUGCUGAUAUUUGAGUUUUGCAGUAUAUUAUGGAAUAUGGUCCAGUUAAAUCUUUGGUUUUGGUAUGUCUAAAGAAUACAGUGAGAGGUUAAUUUCUGCUCAAGUGGUACCACUUAAAGGCAUGUAUUCUUUUAGUAUGUAAAACGAAAUAGUACCUUGAGUUUAAAUAGAAUGCAUUUAGGCAUUGUAGAGACUUGAAAUAGUUUUCUUCCACUACAUUAUUGAAAUCAAUGGAGCAACUAGUUUCUCAUUCAGAAAUGUGCACACUAAUAUUUAGUUUUACUUUCUUGUGGGUAAUAUUAAGCACUUACUCUGCAGUUUUCUGGAAUUUGUGUCAACUGCAGUGAUACUAUUCAGGAUGGUGGGAUAUCCCCAAAAAUAUGUAUCUGUGGGCUUGCUUAGAUUUCUGUGUUUUGUAGUUAAUUGUCUAUCUUUUGCAGUGCUCAUGAUGUGUGGGGUGCACGGAAGGCAUUGCUGUAGUCAGUCAUUUUGGUUUUCUUCUGUAGCCAUUUUAUUAUUUUAGUGUAUUGGUUCUGAAGAUACUAUUAUCUAUUUGUAAAUUGCUACUUUGUAUUUUAUGCAUGCUCUGUAACUUGAUUUUUUUUUUUAGUUAUUGAUUUGGAAAUAUAUUCACAUUCUAAUAAACAGUUAUAGGGGGAUUA
Nycticebus coucang (slow loris) is the source of this 2675-nucleotide messenger RNA. It is a transcript of the gene RAB11A, whose product is annotated as RAB11A, member RAS oncogene family. Lineage: Eukaryota; Metazoa; Chordata; Mammalia; Primates; Lorisidae. Bases 147 to 797 code for a protein of 216 amino acids. The transcript has 5 exons. Gene Ontology annotation, biological process: exocytosis; neurotransmitter receptor transport, endosome to postsynaptic membrane; melanosome transport. Gene Ontology annotation, molecular function: GTP binding; GTPase activity. The record is from RefSeq and is a predicted model, not a curated record. Gene Ontology annotation, cellular component: transport vesicle; postsynaptic recycling endosome; axon.